Molecule: messenger RNA, 121 nt
Organism: Racocetra persica
Lineage: Eukaryota; Fungi; Glomeromycota; Glomeromycetes; Diversisporales; Gigasporaceae
Source: the annotation of a GenBank genome assembly
GGACAAAAACCCCCUCCUAGUCAAACACUCAGAUUUGAUGAAGCCCACCAAACUACUAUCACUCACCGUCGUUCAAACUCUCCCCCUCUACCUGAAUCAUUUCAGUAUUCACCAGAUAUAU